CCUGAGGCCAUUCCGUCACCUCGCAAAUCUAUCCAAUAGGAAGGGGGCGCUCAGUGCGCAGGCGCAGAUCUUGUUCAUCCGGAAGUCAUUGCACUGCGCUGUGCUGGGAGCUAUGGAUCCUGGGUACCGCGCGUAUGGAACAUGGGGCUCAGUGACAGGCCCGCAAGGCUCCUUCAUGCAGACCUCUGUGCAUUGGGAAGGCUUUAAUAUCCCUCAACUUCCUCUGUACGGCCCUCAGUGGAGUAGAAGCUGUGCCCCUGUCGGGCCCCAAUACAAGAGCUUUGAAACCAGCAGUGAUGAGCCCCAGGCUGCACACAGAGAUCCUGAUUUUAGUACAACACUCCCCUGGCCGCCGGAGUGCAGCAGUUCCAACUGGGGAAGCCAUCAGGGAGCCCAGAGCCAAGGAACACCCGCUGUUGGAUGGCAAGGCUUUGGAGACGACACAAAAGUGACCAGCAGCAUUAAUAUCUCUGCUUGGUUGCCAAAGCGCAAGAGAAAGAAGAAGAAUAAGAAGAAGCAACAGAUGGUCCAGCUUGGCUUUAAGACUCCCACUGAAGAUAAGCCUUCGACAUCUGCAAGCAGCACCCAAGGCAGGUACCCUGUCUCCCAUAAGCACAGAGAAGAAAAUCAGGAGGAAACUAGAGAAAAGGACACGAAACAGAAUGGCACUCCCCCAAAAACCGACAGAGGGGCGAAACCACCAAAGAAAAAAAAGAGGAAAGGGAAUCACAAAGAGCCCCAAGAGAUUGUUCCUGAGCCCAAGCCCCCUGCAAAAGAUGCCAAAAGUGAGAGCUCCGCUACAGAGUUCCACUGCUUUUUGUGCAAAUAUCAAACUGACAAUCGGUGGCAAAUUGCACAGCACUUCAGGAGCACCAUGCACAAGGAAGUCAUAAAAGAGUUGCACAGGACGCUCCCUAAAUACAAGGUGGCCUUUAUUGAGGAAUAUCUGCACAGAGAUGUCAAGAAAGUGGUCAGUGAGCGGCGCCAGCAGCACUUGGCUGUGUCAAAAACGUAUUCCUUGAAAGGGAUCGGCCAGGAGCAUUUCAUGCAACAGGUACAAGCUGUCCGCUGCUCCGCCUGUGACCUGCUGCUCCCCAACGUUAUAGAGACCCUGCUGAAGCACACGGCCUCGGAAUCGCACGCAUUGAAUCGGAGGAUGAUGUUUGGCAAAACAGUGGAUGGCAGCGUUAUUGUGGCCAAGAAGUUCUUUUUAGACAAAGAUAUCAUUGAACUUCUGGACAACUACAUGGAGGGCAACAACUUCAUUGCAAAGACCACACAUAAAGGAGCCCUGGCCAGGAAAGAUAUUCCUAAACCUGAUGCCCAUCACAGUGAUGGAGGGGAGUGCCAGCUGGCUGUGCCAGUGCAACUACAGAACUAUAAGGAAGAGUACCAAGAGAUAGAGAACUACAAGGAAGAGGAAAAGAACUUCGAGGAAGAGGAAAAGAACUUCGAGGAAGAGGAAAAGAACUUCGAGGAAGAGGAAAAGAACUACAAGGAAGAGAAAAAGAACUACAAGGAAGAGAACCAUAAGGAAGAAGAAAAGAACCACGUGGAAGAGGAAGAGAACCAGGAGGAAAACCUUAUGCAUCUCUGCACUUGUAGUGAUGAUGGUGAUGGUCAAGAUGAUGAUGAAGAAGCUGUACUGGUGCUGUGAGACCACUUCCUCUUUACAUUACCUUCCUAUGGCAAGUUACAUUUCCUUCUCCGUCCAAGCCCCAUGUAAGGAAAUUUUAGCAACCAAUAGGAAUGUUUAUUGCUAGUUUUAUGUUAGUUUAUGUGCUGGAGGGGCACUCCAAGUUCAAGUGUCCGAAAUGCCCAGGGAAAUGCCCAGGGUGUCUCGGCAAAAUGGCAGCCUUUCUGUGACUGGGAGAGUUAAAUAUAGGCAAGGAAUCCCAGACCUUAAGCUUUCCUUUAGCUUUCCUUUAGCUUUCCUAGCAUAACAUCUGCACGGGGGCCCCACAGGCUGUCAUCCAACACCAUUUGUUGCUACUGGUAUUAUUUUCAAACACACACAUGCUCUUGUGAGGGUCCCAUGGGAACGAUAGGAAGUGUUCCCUAUAGGGCACGACUGAUUCCCUCCUGAGCUCCCCCGGCCGUGGCCAGGGCUGUGGCUCCAUUUCAUUUAUGCACUAUAAAUCUGUAUCAGUACCCCAAAAACUUUCAUUUUAGUUCACUGUUAAAAAUGUUGAUACAGGUGUGUUACUGUUUCUGUUUUUAUUGGCAUAUGUUUUCCUACAAAUAAAACAUGUUAAGUAGGGUG
Molecule: messenger RNA, 2263 nt
Organism: Xenopus tropicalis (tropical clawed frog)
Lineage: Eukaryota; Metazoa; Chordata; Amphibia; Anura; Pipidae
Gene: akap8
Product: A-kinase anchoring protein 8
Exons: 15
Coding region: 113-1657 (514 amino acids)
Cellular component (GO): nucleus
Molecular function (GO): DNA binding
Source: RefSeq, a predicted model, not a curated record